CCAAGGAACUAGCAAGCUACGGAAAAGGCGAAAUAGUCGCUGAGAGGAGCAAGAAAUCCUCCACCUGCCGCUAUGUUCAGUGAUGUAGAGACAAAGGACUGAGUUGCUCUUUAAUAAACAAGGACCCAUGACCCUGACACGAGGUUCCUUCAGCUACUCCAACGGUGAGGAGUACCAUGGUGAAUGGAAAGAAGGUCUGCGUCACGGCCUGGGUCAGCUGACCUUCAGCGACGGAAUGUGUUACACGGGACAGUUUGAGAAUGGACUCUUCAAUGGGUGUGGGGUGCUUGUCUUCCCCGACAGCUCCAGGUAUGAAGGGGAAUUUGUGCAGGGCAAAUUUCAAGGUUCUGGCGUCUUCACUCGCUAUGAUGGGAUGAGGUUUGAGGGCGAGUUUAAAGGCGGCUGUGUUGAUGGAUACGGAGUGCUGACGUUUUCUGACGGAGGCCCCGGCGGCGUCAGCCAUGAGGGCCUGUUUGAGACCAACCAGCUGAUGAGGAGAGAGAACAGCCAGGGAGCCUUGCAGAGGGCACAGGCAGCAGCCGCCAAGGCCCGGGCUCUGGCCAUGUGAACAGGACUACAUUACCCACAGUGCCCCACCACCAGAACCAUCCUCCUCCCAUCAGACUUCUUCAGGUUUUUCUUGGCUUUCUUGCAUCCAGUUUCUGUGACUGCAUAUCACCAAACCUCCUUUUAAACGUUUGCUGUAUUUGUACAUUUCCAGGCAGAUGUUUUCUGUCUUAUUUCAUUUUUCUGACCUUUAACUUGCAGUAUUCUUUGGAGUACCAAUCAAAGGGGUCUAGCAGGCCACAUCUACUCUAUGUAACACUCUAUUUUUGCAUCUGAUGAGAAAGCCACUGAUUCAGGAUCAGCCAAGCCAACCCCAGUUUAAGUGUUCAGUUCUAACGACGGUGCUAAAUCUGUGUCAGGCUCAGUUAUAUAGCUCUAUUUAAAAGUACAUCUAGGUGUUUCCAGUAAGCACUGAUUUGUUUAUUCUUUAUGACAAGAAACGUCCAGACAUCAAGGAUUAAACUUUGCUUAUUUGGGCCAAAACAUUUUAAGGUUUAUGAAAGCUGAGUCUUGAAAGCUGGAAGAUUUCAGGUUUCCUUGGUCAAUUAUUCAAUCUUUCAACUUAGGUGCAGUGUCCAACAUCUGCAAGUAAUUUAAAGAAUAAAUGAGCUAAACUCAAAGAAUUAAAGUGGAUCUAUAAUUAUCUAUUGUAGCCUUAAUAGGAAGAACUUUUUAAAGAAAGCCUUAUUAACGUUAACAACCUGAAGCUAAAACCAGCAAAUGAGAAAACCUGCAGAGGGCAUUGAUGGAUUUUCUCUUUAUUUGUAUUUAUACCCAUGGACAGUAGUAAUGUGCCAUCAUUCAGGUUCCAGUGAUAAAUAUCUAUCUUGAGUUAUAAUUCUGACUGUUUCUGACUAAUGUGUGCUUUAACCGGGUAUUUUUUAUCAGACUGUGUUACCUUAACUAACUGUAAGAAAGGAAUAAAACCGACUUUAAAUCAAACAUGAUGGAAACAGAUGCUGCCGUGAACAGUCGUUAAAGAUGUAACAGGGAGGCCGUGAUAUGAGACUGAUUUAUGAUUUAGGGCUAAAGUUGAGUGGGAACGUUUUUUGAUUGGUUACUCUGAAUUUGUUCUAAGAUAUCAUAUAAACGGUCGGACUGUUCGAAAGUGAAGGCUGAUAUAAACUACCUGAUGUGUCAUUAGGAUGUUUGAACCCUCCAGUUAAAGUGAAAUGAUAUCUUUAAAAAUGGUAUUAGUCAUUUCCAAGGCCAUUUCCCAGAAAAAAAAGUAUGUCAUCUAGAACUAAUUAAUUUAGUGAUGCACACUGAAUGAUUUCACCUUCAAUUAAUGAAUUCCAAUUAGUGCCAACAUUCUGAUCUGAAUUUAGGGUGUAGAAGCAUUUUCAGGCAAAGUUAUGAAUACAGAUUCUGGGCUGUGUGCUAGACAAAUGUCUUAACCUUGACUGACUGAGUCUUUACAGCAACAGUCAUCUACUCUUUGACAAAAUGAGUACAAAACUUUAUAAACCAAAAGCCUUCAAUAAAACACAAAUGUUUGUAAUAAUUUAAUGAUGGAACUAUUGAAGUGACAAGGUGUAAUGCUUACUUAUUGCUUGCUUAUAGACAUUAAGACUUUAAGUAAAGUAACAGAACUUUAUCUCCAUGUUUCCCUGUAUUUAAUGGGAAACUAAGUCAUCAUUUCCAUGACUUCAUUGAAAAGUGUUAAACAGCUUUAAAAUUAAAUGUUAUUUAAGUCUCCUUUUAAACACAUUUUGCCAAAUUUAAACUUUAAAAUCAGAGUUUUUUAUUUUGAAUCACUCAAAUGACCAAAUCAGUGCUAACUGUACUUCCUGCCUUCCUGUUGAAGGGUGCAUUAGUUCUGACUUCUGAACCCUCAUUGGUGCUCUGGUAUUUAAAAAUCUACGGUUUACUAUGAGCCAGCAGACUGUCAGAAGGGUGUCGAUCUUGGCUAACGUAAAUGUGAGCGGUAUCUUUUUUUUUUUUUUUUUUUUUUUUUUCACUCAGUGCCGUUACAGCCAAUCUGAUCUCAGAUCAGUGGACAAAUCUUCCCUCAGUGCCAAACACACAGUGCCAACAGGCUGGAGCUGAUCCAGAAUCAGUGGCUAGACAUCAGAAGGGAAGGGUGGAGGGGAGUGCAACGUCUGCAGUGUUACAGGCUGCAUUAAUGAGUGCAAUUUCUGUUUUGGAGGUGCAAUUUGAUAAUGUUCCAUUUUCAGCCUGAAAGCAAGAUAUUCUGUACUUCAGGUUUCAGAGUCAGAGAAGAGGAGAAUCUGGUGGCUCUCUCUGCACAGAAAGCAUCAUCUAAUAGAAGAGAGAGGUCUGAACUGAAAGGGUUUCAUUCCAUAAAUGCAUGCAAAGGACCUCAUAUUCAAGUGAUUUAUUCAAAUAUCUUAAAAAGCAAGAAGAGUCCGAAGAGAAUUUUUUAUCAGGUAUCCAUAACACGCUUAACCAAACAAAGCUAAAGAUAACUUCACAUUGUCUUUUGUAUCUUUUUGAACUGAAAAUCUUUUCUUCACCGUUUUGGUUUCCUUUCUCUCCUUUUCACGUCCCUGAAAAUGAUGUCACUGUGUGCGUUCAGUGUUUGCGUGUAACUCACCAAAGUUCCCCUCCCCUCGAAAGAAAAAGGAAAAAAAAAAGAGUGUAAGCAUCACUGUUAAGCUUAAAUUGUGAUAACUAACACAUAAUUCAUAGUGCGUUGUGCCUGCUGGGAAUCAGCAUCUGUCUGUGUAAUGAGAUCGGUGUGUAGAUGUGUCACAUGUGCAUGUGUAGUUGUACCGUAAGAGGGUGGGUAGGUAGGUGGGGUAUUAAAUGGGAGUUAAUUGCCGGUUAUGUGAUUAUCUCAGAGUGCGAUUCAUUUAGGAUGUGGUUCGGGGGCCUGUUGUGUUCCCCACUGACCGAUUUGACAGCGAGCGACGUGAAGAACAGUGGGACUGACGGAGGAAUCUCACACCUCUUAAUUGGCUCUGGGAUCGGAGCAGAGACACUGUUUAAUGGUGCUGACUGUUGCCUUUAGCUGAAGUGGAAUCUGAAAUGAUCUGUCAGUUUUGGACGCCAUGUUAUCAUGCAAAAACCUUGUGACCUUGUAUUUUGUGAUUGUUUUUUAUGUGUUGUACAUAUGUCCUUAUGAUCCCAUGUUCCUUACCACUAAAAACAACACUUAGGGAUCACAAAACCCUUUAAAAAAAAAAUGCACCUUAAAAAUCUCAACUUGAAAUGUUGCCGUUUGAUAUUAACACAACAGGUUUCCAGCAGAUGUCAUGUGUUAAACAUUGUCUGUAGUUGUUAUGGCUGAUUUAAUAUUUCACUGUGAAGGGUCUCCAUUCAUGACAAACGAGUUUGUAGUUGAAAUCCACCCUAAAACAGAAUAAAGAAACGUCCCUCCACCUCAGGGACUCAAUUAAAAACUCACUCUGACUACAAAAAAAACAAAAACUCCUCAAUAAAAUGUCUCUGUGCAAUCUGUCAAUUCAUAUACACUGUUCUUUUAAAGGUAUAUUUAUUUAUGGUUCAAAAUGUGUAAAAUAGAAAUAAAAAAAAUCCUUAGAUUUUCUUAGCUGUUAGAGCGUUCAUACAACAAAAACGCUUAAAAACGUUACAAACAGAACCUACUCUGUAUAUUUAAAGAAGGUUUAUAACUUUAAAUAUCCAUGAAUGAUGACAAUGUCACCAUCACAGAUUAUUGGAUUGACUCAAGAAUUGUUUCACGCUAAAAAGUAAAACUCUCAAGGGGGGGGGGGGGUCUCUCAAGAGGCUGGACUUGAUGUCUGAGACGCUAAAGAUGCCAGGCAGCAAGGCAAAGACUUUGAGUAAAAUGACAGUUUUUGCCUUUCUAUCAGUGCUAAACGUUAUUGGAGGUAAUCACAACUCAAGAGAGGAGAGAAACACACAGGUGAGCAGAAAAAAGUUACACAAGGCUGACCCACCGCUCACGUGAUGUGAAAGUCAUCCACUCCUCUCCUGUGCAGAUGAAAGGCACAUAGAUCUUGAAACCACACCCAUGACAAAAAACCAGAAUACUUGUUUUUCAUUAAAGCUGUACUGUUCCUUUAAUGAAACUGUCAGGUAUUUUAGAAAUGUUCUCAUCAUGGGGAAAAUACCUACAGUUAAAUACAUUUUGAUGCCAAGCUAUUAUAGUUUCCCCCUGUUUCCAGGGUUUGUGCAAAGCAAGACCGAAAGCCUGUUUUAUUUUAAAUUUGGAUCAAUCUCUCUAACUGACUGAGGAACAAAAUGAUAAAACAAAGUCUUACAAUAAAAUGUCUAAUUGCCCCUGUCGAUAUAUAUUUCAAAGACUAAUGAUCGUGUGCGGAUCAUCCAAUAUAAAGAUUUAAAAAAACACAGAAAGAUGAAGUUGAGGAAAAUAAAAGUGGUUAUAGAUUUCAAAUGAAACUGAAUAUUCUGUUUUGGGAUUGAUUUCAAACAAUGAGAGAAAACUUUGUUUUGUUUGUGUUGUUUUACUCAGACUUGUACAUUCUGAAGUGGUCUUUGAUAUUUUCAGCUUCUUUAAGGCUUUAUGACUGUUUAUAUAGUGUUUGUUUUACAAAAGGAUUGUUUGUUUGUUUAAGUUGAAUGUAAAUGUUUGUUUUCUCUGUGUAUUUAUUAAGAGGCAAAGUCUGUGUUCAGAAAAAUGUAACACACACACACACAGACACACACACACACACACACACAUUUGAAGACUGGAGAUGUAAUCAAU
This is a messenger RNA of Labrus bergylta (ballan wrasse), 5221 nucleotides long. RefSeq names its product MORN repeat-containing protein 4. Gene Ontology annotation, cellular component: cell projection. Gene Ontology annotation, biological process: response to axon injury. Lineage: Eukaryota; Metazoa; Chordata; Actinopteri; Labriformes; Labridae. The record is from RefSeq and is a predicted model, not a curated record.